ACGCAACUUCGAUAUAAUGUUAUCUAAAGAUCAGUGUAAAUCAUUUACUUCUGAAAUGCAGUCAUAUUGUUACAACAUUGUCAUAUAUUAUUUUUGGAAGACACAUUAAACUGUGGAAUAUCAUGAACAGAACACUUAAAAAUGAAAAAGACAUGAGUAUUAGAAUCAGAUUAGUCUCUAACUCAGUCGAAUUAUAUUUCUAAUCAAUGAUGUUUAUUUAGGAUAAGCAAACAAAGCAUGAAUUUAUCACACCUAUAUUUUCCUUCUAUCUGGUAUUAGUAAUACAAGUCCAGAUACUUAUAGUCUUUCAGAGCCUGGCAUAGUUGUUUCAACUCCACACUAUCCAUUAGAUAACAUUAUUAAUUAUAAUCGGCAACAACAAAAACAACAGAAAAUCGAUGCUUCUUCACAAACUGUUCAGAAACAUUCUUCGUGCUAUAUCCUUAAAAAUGAUGAUAAUAACCAAUCAAAAUAUAAAAUUGAUUCUUACGCAACACUUGAUCAACAUUUAUUCUCAACCAAAGAUAACAUUGGCAAGAAUGUAUACAUACCGAGCAUUUCUACUAAUCACAACAGAAUUAAACUAUGUUAUGAUAAAAAUAUCCAUAAAAUGUGGCAGAAGUAUGAAAAUCAUUUGAAUAAAAACAGUGAAGUUACAUCAUCAUUCUCCUUGUCAACGUCACCAUCAUCAUUAACAUCUUCACCAUCCGCAACUUUGCCCUCAUCACCGACAUCAUCGUCAUCUUCGUCAACAACUAAUUCAUUAAAAAAUGAAUUGUUCACUGUUAGAAUGAACAGAUUAUUUAAAGAUGACUCAUCUGAUUAUGAUGAUAGUGCAGGUGAUCAACAAGAUGAAGUCCAUCGAGGAAAAACUCAAAAUAAACACUCUACCGUUGCUAUUCCUCGUUUGGUCAGUAAAAAUAAAUAUCAUAAUAAAAAGGAUUUGACAAGUGACAAUGAUAGUGUAUCUUAUCAGUCUCAACGCAAUAAAUUUGUCAGCAAAAUCAUAAAAAUAAUAUACGGGAUUUUAUUGACUACUAUGGGGUUUCUAUUAGUAUGUAUACAAUUCAAUGGAAAGAAUUCAGAAUCAAUUAUUUUAGAAGUCUUCCUCAACUUUUUAUUAACUGGACAACUUUUACAUUUUUUGAGCUUCUAUGCUACAACGUAUUUCAACGCUUGCCGUCCCUUUUAUGACUGUUGUUUGAUGAAUAAUAAACUUCAACAUUUGCAUUACUUUCCUUAUCGUCGAAGUCGUGUAACCGACCAGUUUUUCACUCAUAGACGGAAUCAUGUGAGGACUUAUCGUAAUCGAAAAAAUGAGACUGUGGACAAUGACAACAGCCAACUAGAUAUCAAACAUCAAAGUAAGAAACUGUCAUCUCCUAAGAGGCAAAUUUUAAUUUCUCGACCUGACGGUAUGCAGUAUUGUCAGCUUAUGACCAUUGAUAAUGCAAAAGACUUUAAGUCACAGUUUCGUAACAUUAAUCAAAAGAAAAGAAUAACUACAUAUUUAAAAAAUGUGAAAAAUGUUCGUACUAAUUCCAGGAUAAUUUUACAAUGUGAAUAUAUUAUUUUAGGAUUCUUUUGUGUUGGAAGCUUAAUAAGCAUUAUAUAUUAUGGAGACAGAAUAAUUAAGUCAUCUACAAGUAUCUGGUACUCUUCAAAUCAUACAAAUUCAAGAGGAUAUAAUACAAACCAUUUUAUCAAUGAGAAUGUUGAUCAUCACCAUGUAGAUGAGAAAAAAUAUCUAUUAGGAAGAAAGACCCCUAUGUUUGCAGAUAACAAUAUCUCAAAUCUACUUCCCUUAAUAACUAAUAGUUCAACAAUUCCUACAAGUAACUCAUUCAUUUUUAAUAGGAUUAAUAGUUAUGGUACUAUUUUUAAUUGUACAGUAUCUCAUAAUAAGACAAAUAUAACAAUUGAUAAUUCAUAUACAAACCAUGAUUUUCAUCAGAUCACUUAUGUAAACUGGUUAAAAUUAAUUAAUAAUGUAUUGUGGGUUCUUCUACUUGUCAUACAAAUACCAAUGAUAAUUAAACUAAAAAAAAUUUUUCCAAAAAAAUUGAGAAUAUACAAUGGAUUGCCGUUUGUACAUGUUAUAGCCGCCAAUCUAACCGGUUGGUUCCGCAUGGCAUAUGUAGGAACGGAAAAUUACCUCAGUUACUAUCAUGAAUCUAAGUUAAACAAAGCAUAUGAAAUUAAAGGUAACUUUAAUAGACUGUUAGUUUUGAAAGUUAUACAAAGUCCAUUAGCCUAUCUUCUAAAUUGCGUCGCUUGCUCACAUCUUCUGGUUGUAGUUUUGAUCUGGAUCAGUUGGGACGUUCGAAAACUAAUAAAAAAUCUUCCGAAUUCUGAAAAUAUACCUAAGAAAAUUCGUCUUGUCCAUUGGGCGAAAGAAAGCAAUUCAUCAUCUCCUAACCAUCAUAAAAAUUCAACAAUUUCUCGUAUGUCGCGAUCACCAUCAAAUUAUAAUAACAAAUUUUACUGUCGUUGUGAAAGGAAAUCUUCCGUCUGUGGAUUAUUCAGCUUUUUGUCAGUUAUCAUUUGUGGUAUACAUUUGUUUGCUUAUAGGCUGAAUGAGUUUUCACGAAUACUUCUAUGUUAUUUUAGUUAUUUUCUAAUUUUAGUAUCUACAAUCACACAAAACUUUUUAUUGGUUUAUUGUUCAACUUUUGGUAAACAUUCAAAUCGAGAUUAUAAUUAUUCUCGUAAAUUUUCAAAUGAUCUCAUUUGGUUGAAACCAAACUUACUUUACUUUCCACUUCUUUUUCAGUUAACUGGUUCGAUAUGUUUUAAUUUAAUGCAAGUUAUUGAGAUUUUAUUAAAAUUCACAAAUGUAUAUGCCAAAGAUUUUGAUGCUAACUCUUCUUUUUUAAAUACAUCCAUUACACGUGAUUCUUUGUCAACUCAUGCUAUACACCAACGUUAUAUGAAUAAUCAGUAUCGUUAUGUAUCCCAUCAAGAAUUAUUUUUGAAAUACGUCAUUCUUUUUACACUUUGCAUAGAAGUAAUAGAAAAUUGUAUUGAGAUAAUAUGCAUCCCAUUAAUCAUGGUAAAAUAUUUUUUACAUCGAAUUGCUAAACCUACAUUUUUUACUAAUUUAGUGAUUAAUUUAUUAACCAAUGAAAUUUUUUUAUUAUUAAUGAAAUUUUUUAAUCCACAAUUAUUGAGUUUGGGGGAUGACUCUAUUUUGAACUGUUCUAUUAACUAUUCAGAUAGUCAUAAUAUGACUAACAAAGGUACCACUGGUAGUAUUAAUCGUCUCCAUGAUGAUACUUAUAAAAUUUUAGUUCCAGGCACUAAUAUUGUUGUUAAUAGUCAAACUAAUUUUAUGAAUGAAAAUAAAACAAUUGAUGAAAUUUGUAAUCUAGUACAAUUUUCCAUAGUCAGAACUAAUUGGUGGUAUUGGAUAUUUAUAAAACAAUUAAGUUAUUCCAUUUGUAUUAUAUUUCGACAAUCUAUGCUGAUAUGUUGUGGAUUUUUAUAUUUAAGUUAA
This is a messenger RNA of Schistosoma rodhaini, 3496 nucleotides long. The record is from the annotation of a GenBank genome assembly. NCBI's taxonomy places the organism in Eukaryota, Metazoa, Platyhelminthes, Trematoda, Strigeidida, Schistosomatidae.